Rhipicephalus microplus (southern cattle tick) is the source of this 819-nucleotide messenger RNA. RefSeq lists its product as uncharacterized. NCBI's taxonomy places the organism in Eukaryota, Metazoa, Arthropoda, Arachnida, Ixodida, Ixodidae. The record is from RefSeq and is a predicted model, not a curated record.
AUGAAAAGAACCGGUAAAAAAUGGCCGACAUUGAAACCUUCAUCUGUCAAGCUUUCAUGUUACCUUGGCAAGCUCCCCGUUCUGGGACAAUUGGACAUGAAGGUAGCCUACAAGUGUGCUGUAGUAGACUGCUCCUUGGUAGUAUUAAAUUGUCCAGGUCCUAGUCUAUGCGAAAGGGACCUAAUUUUUCAGUUGAGCAAUGCAGGGUCACCUGUCCUUAACUUGACUGCGGAAGCCGGAUCGCCAACGAGUCUUCUGGCCAUGGACGACAUCGUCAACGAGUUUCGUGACAUUUUCAGCGCAAAACUCGGCUGCAUCAGCGGUACCCCUGUGCACCUUCAACUCAGGGAAGGAGCUACACCCAAGUUCUAUCACCAGCCGCUACUGGGCCUGUUGAAAGCGGAGAAGCCAACGCCAGCGUUGGCCGCAGCACGAAUACGGCGCUGGGCUCUCUACCUUGAUGGAUUUCGCUACAAGCUUCAGUAUUCACCCGGGUCAACCCAGGAGACGGAAGAGUGGACACUGCCGCCUGGCACAGCCAUGUACGCCCGUAACUACGGCCAGGGGGAGAAAUGGACACCAGGGAAAGUUCAGUCCACUGCAGGGUCACGCAUGGUCACCAUACAAACGCCCGCAGGGGUGGUUCGACGUCACAUAGACCAAAUGCGUUCCAGGCCAAGCCCGGCAUUUGCCCGGAGCGGCGCUCAGCGGGACCAAGACGAGGGGAGCCCUCCGGCUGCAGGGGCGCCCACACCAACCGGCAACGAAGGCAAGUUGAAUGAGCAGCCUGCAGACCAGGUGGCACCUGCGCAACCGUAG